Molecule: messenger RNA, 1973 nt
Organism: Penaeus indicus
Lineage: Eukaryota; Metazoa; Arthropoda; Malacostraca; Decapoda; Penaeidae
Product: solute carrier family 22 member 6-like
Exons: 13
Coding region: 1-1848 (615 amino acids)
Biological process (GO): transmembrane transport
Cellular component (GO): membrane
Molecular function (GO): transmembrane transporter activity
Source: RefSeq, a predicted model, not a curated record
AUGGUUAGGAAUCGACGUCACGCGGCCCUUAAGUGCCAGAAGAGGCGAGAGGCGCGCCAGGGCAGCGGCACCCGUCGCAUUGCGGCCCGAGACGCGGCCGUAGCACCACCGCCCACAGGACACCUCCUUCGCUUCCUAUUCCCGAACAUGGCCGACGACGAGAGGUUUGACGCGUUCCUCACCACGCUCGGGUUCGGACGCUGGCAACUUAGGGCUCUGCUGGCAACCACGCUGGUGAUGUCGACGUUCCCCAUCCACCUGGUCGGGUCGCCGUUCCUGGCCGCCCCGAUGCCGUUCCGCUGCUUCGACGGAGGGAACGCCUCGGUCGGGUCUGAGGGGGUCGACCCGAGCGGCGCACCGAACGGCACCUUCUUCAGCGACGCCUGCGCGGCCGCCGCCGAUCUCCCGCGCGAUUCUGUGGAGUGUCCCGCGCCCUGCGUCUUCCCGAGUGUGCGGGCGACGGGGCUGCGCACCUGCCCUUUCAUCGAGUAUGACACCUCACUUUUCACUUCUACUGUGACAUCAGAUUUUGACCUUGUCUGCGAGCGGGCCUGGCUACGGCCCCUGUACGUGACCCUGUAUAUGAUUGGGGGGUUGCUGGGCAGCCUGGCCGGAGGCUACGUCGGCGACAGAUGGGGACGUCGGCGCGCAGUGCAACUGGCAUCCCUGACAAACGCCGUAACGGUGAUCGCGACUGUUUUUUCGCCUUCCUACCCACUGGUGCUGGUCAUGCGCGUCCUGGCGGGCAUCACCAUGACCAGCAUGGUCAUCUCGGGCUGGAGCCUCUCCCUUGAAUGCUGCCCUUGCAAAUACCGGGGUCUGCUGGGGAUGCUGCUCGGCCUGCCGUACUCGGUGUCUGUGAUCUGCUGCGCCGGAAUAGCCUACCUGAUCCGCACUUGGCAGUUCCUCUUCCUGGCCAGCGCAAGUCCAGUGCUAAUCCUGCUGCCCAUUAGCUUUCUGAUGGACGAGUCCCCGCGGUGGCUGCUGCAAAAGGGCAGGGUGGACGAGGCCAGGGUCGUGUUGCAGAGAGCAGUCCAGCUCAAUAACGCCGAAAAAGCCAGUUCUCUUCAUGCUACCAUUGACAAACUGAUAGAAGCUACCGCCACCGAUAAGAUCAAUACCAGGGAUGGAGAGCAAAAGACAUCAUCAGUGGUGGCAGCUCUUCGAGAGACAUGGGCUUACAUCCGCACCCCCGCCAUGUGCAAGAUCAUCAUAGCCACCGCAAUCCUCUGGUUCCUGCAUAAUAAUCUAUACCUUGGUGUGGCACUCAAUGCUAAUAACUUUUCGAGUGACGACCCCUUCCUGUACGUGGCGCUGACGGGCGUCAUGGACGGGUCCGCUAUCCUGGCCACCACACCCCUCACAGCCAAGCUGGGCCGCCGAGUCCUGGUGUGGGCGGGCUUUGCAGUGGGCGGGGUGUUCUUCCUGGUGGAAUUACUCGUUCCGGAAGACUUCUCGUGGGUCAAGUGGAUCUUCGUCAUGGGAGGAUUCUUCCUGAUUGCAGGGUCAUUGCAGGUCAACUACAUGUACGCGCCCGAGCUGUUCCCGACGGAGUCCCGCGCCAGGGGCUUCGCCUUCGUGCAGUUGGCGGGCAACGUCGGGUCGGCGUGUGCUCCGCUGGUCACGGACGUCGUGUCCCAGUAUGCGUGGUGGGCGGCGGGCGUGACUUUCGGGUGUGCGGGCAUCGUAGGCAGCUUCCUGUUGCCUCUCCUGCCGGAGACGAGGAACCAGCCGCUGCCGGAGACUCUGGAGGACGUGCAGAACCGAGGGCGAAAGAAGAGGCAGGACACGAGUCGUGGCGCAGAAAAUGCCGCUUACGUCACGGAUGGGGAGGCGAGCGGGGUUUAGCUCCCGCCUUGGGUUCGGCCUCGCGCCCCGGGAGGGAAGCUGGAGGCAGCCCCGAGACGCCCAGAUGCAGGGCCGUCCUGCUGGGCGCUCUCGGAAUUUUCCACUGAUUAAAAGGAGCUUUUUGA